This is a messenger RNA of Amphibalanus amphitrite, 518 nucleotides long. Its product is annotated as serine/threonine-protein phosphatase 2B catalytic subunit 3-like. Gene Ontology annotation, molecular function: calmodulin-dependent protein phosphatase activity; calmodulin binding. The record is from RefSeq and is a predicted model, not a curated record. Lineage: Eukaryota; Metazoa; Arthropoda; Thecostraca; Balanomorpha; Balanidae. The annotation marks the transcript as partial. The transcript is spliced from 3 exons. Gene Ontology annotation, biological process: calcineurin-mediated signaling. Gene Ontology annotation, cellular component: cytoplasm; calcineurin complex.
GCGUCAAACCCUGCGCAAAAGUUGCAAAGUGCCGAGUCGAUCGUUAUUCACCUGUGUACGCCAUCUUCGCGAGGGAUAUUCUUUUGAUACGGAGUGACUGUGUGCCCGAAUACAUUGCGAAUUAAUGGUGGUCCCAGGGAGCUCGUGAGUGUGUGGAUCAAGUGUGGAUAUGACGUCCAAUAGUCAGAGAUUGCCGACUGCUGAGCGGAUCGUCAAAAGUGUUCCGUUCCCGCCGAGCCACAAGCUAACAUGUGCCGAGGUCUUCGAUCCCCGCUCGGGCAAGCCGCGGCCCGAGGUGCUCAAACAGCAUUUCAUCCUCGAGGGUCGGAUAGACGAGUCAGCCGCGCUGCGGAUCAUCAACAAUGGCGCCACGCUGCUGCGCUCCGAGAAAACCAUGAUCGAGAUCGAGGCGCCUGUCACAGUGUGCGGUGACAUCCACGGUCAGUUCUAUGACCUUAUGAAGCGGUUUUUUUCACACUUUGUUCUCAUCCUUUCCGCAGUGUGCGGUGACAUCCACG